Pimephales promelas (fathead minnow) is the source of this 1777-nucleotide messenger RNA. RefSeq names its product protein phosphatase 3, regulatory subunit B, alpha a (gene ppp3r1a). NCBI's taxonomy places the organism in Eukaryota, Metazoa, Chordata, Actinopteri, Cypriniformes, Leuciscidae. Gene Ontology annotation, molecular function: calcium ion binding. The record is from RefSeq and is a predicted model, not a curated record.
CUGCGGCUCGUGCUCGCGUCGCUACUGCAGUGAAACCCACGGAAACAGACGGAAAAUAGGUUACGCUUCUGAUGUAUCAAAACCAGCAUUUUUUUUGACAAAACAACGAGACCAAGAGCAGAAUUUUCCUCUUAUAUUUGUGCUGUCAUUUAUUGCUGUUCAUUUCCGAGGGGGAAUUCCGUCGCACAGGCAGCAACAUGGGAAAUGAGGCAAGUUAUCCCUUGGAAAUGUGCUCGCAUUUCGAUGCUGAUGAGAUUAAAAGGCUGGGAAAGAGGUUUAAGAAACUCGACCUGGAUAACUCGGGAUCGCUGAGUGUGGAGGAGUUCAUGUCUUUGCCCGAGUUACAGCAGAACCCACUGGUGCAGAGAGUCAUCGAUAUAUUCGACACGGACGGCAACGGAGAGGUGGAUUUCAAAGAGUUCAUCGAGGGCGUCUCUCAGUUCAGUGUGAAGGGUGAUAAGGAAAUGAAGCUUCGCUUCGCUUUCAGGAUCUACGACAUGGACAAGGACGGCUACAUCUCCAACGGGGAGCUGUUCCAGGUGUUGAAGAUGAUGGUGGGCAACAACCUGAAGGACACGCAGCUGCAGCAGAUCGUGGACAAGACCAUCAUCAACGCAGACAAGGACGGGGACGGGAGGAUAUCCUUCGAGGAGUUCUGCGCUGUCGUGGGAGGUCUCGAUAUACACAAGAAGAUGGUCGUGGAUGUGUGAGCGAGUCCGUCUCUCUCUCCACCAGACCCGCUUUCCUCUCAUCUCUGACGAUCUGCUCAAGAUAUCCAGCAAAUGCUCUCUGUGUAUUUCAAUGGAAGUAUUUAAGCCACUUUUGUCAAAUAGAAGCCUUGUCAAGCCAACGUGUGAGUGUUAUUGACCUCCGAUCUGCUCAAUAACCUGCUGUAGCACUUUAUGGGCUCAUGGACACUGAAAGAGCAUGUCAGGUAAAGGGGAAAGAGCAUUGGCUUGUCCAUAUUUAUUUAGGGGUUUUUGUUUCGUUGAAAUGCUUCUUUUUUAAUAUUUAUUUUGUUUCAUCUUUUUCUUUUUUUAAAUUAAGUAUAAUAUAAAUAAGUAUAUGUAGGGUAUGACGUGCCAAGCAGAACAUACAGAACAAACAAGCUUGUUCCAUUGCAUGACGUAAAGAUGCAAUGUUUGCUUUUUUUCCUGUUACGCUUUGUGAUAUAAUCUAUUUCUAUCAUUCUAGCAUUUUGGAUUUUAGCAUCUAACCAUGUUUAAUACCUGUUUUUGUAUUAAUCGUGAGAUAAUGUUUAUGUAUAAACGUUUAUAUUGUUGGAAAGUGCAUCUUCAUGUCUUAUUCGUUGAGACAGUCCAACAGAAACAAAAUACGAUUUGGUUCACGUGAAAGUGUAAUGUAAUGAAUAUGUCUGUCCAUAUGAGAAUCCCAGCAUACGGUGGUCACAAAUAGUAUUUGGACACUAAAUUCACAAUAACAAUGAUUGUCACAGCAAUAGAAAACUCAAUGUCAAAGCAAGAUUCAUCUGCAAGAUCUUUCCUCAGCAUUAGCUUCAGUUUUUGAGACGUCACAUUAAAUAUGCAGAACUCAGAAACUUUGUUUUUAGCGACACCGGUGGCCGUUGAGUGAACUGCAGCCAAAACGCAUGGCUAACAUGACGUAUGAGAGACUGAACAUGAUUCAAGGCCCCGAAGGUCUUUUGCUUAGAAGUAAAAAAGUUGUACUUAAUACCUUUGCAAUGAUGAUGAAUAUAUAAAUAUGUGCAGGCUUUUUCUCAUAAUAACAAAUCAAACUAAUUAAAAUGACACAAAAA